UUCCUAUACGCUCGUCAAAGGCAAACGAAGAUCAUACAAAGAAGACACUGCAGCCAAAUUCAAACAAACAUUGCGCCAGUGCAAGAUUCAUUCAUCCACAAAUACAUGAAAUAAUGGAGUUUCACAAUACUUCGAUAGUGCAUCGCUCGGACCAUGUAAAGUUGCUUUCUGAAAUAGACAGACGGCGGAUGACUUUCCACUGUGAAAAGUGCAACACGGUUUUAGGAGAUGGACUGAGCGUCUGCGGAGAAGUCAAGACCAUGGGCUGCAUCCUGUUUUUGAAAGUAACCAAAGAUAUUGUCAUUAGUGAUGAGAAGGAGACAGAACACAAAGGAGACUUGGCUCAUUGUAUAUACAGUUUUCUUUCUUGCCGUUGUUGUCGUUCUUUCGUUGGGAGAAUCAUUCACUCGGCUUCAGCUCGACUCUCAAACUGCCGCUCCAUGUUCUUGCUCCAUAAACCAAACAUCAGCUGUUACCUUCUCAACAGCAGCUCAAUGGUGAAAGCGACUUCAGUAUCUUUUGAAGUGAAGCCUCUCAGAGAAAGCAUGAAAGAGAUGAGGCACAAGUUUGAAGCAAUGUACAAACAAAUGUCCCACUUCAAAGAGGAACUUCCUGACAGCACAAUUUCUAGCUUCUGAGACAAAAACUGCACAAGACACUGAUUAGAUCACUAUGAACUGAGUAUGUUUGUACUAUAAACUCAAGCAAAUGUUUUCCCUUGUGUUUGUGCAACUAUUUUCUGAAAUUGUAGUCCAACCCUUUUCAACAAACUGUUGGUUGAAUUAACUUGCAUAGUUAAACUGGCUCACACCAGAUUGGUAUGUGUCUGUAGGUAUAUCAAGAUAAUUCAGUUAAUAAGUAACUGACAACCUGUAUUAUCCCAAUAUAAUCAUGAGAACUAAAACAAAAAUGGCUAUGUGAUUGUAAUAGUAGCCUCAAAAAUAUCCUUUUUUCUCUAUAUAAAUAAAUGUAUAAAUGUCAUUUAAAAAUCCCAACAUGAGAAUCUAAAACAGUAAGUCAUGGUACAGGCUCAUAUUGGCACCAUGCUGCAUUUUAUUGCUGUUUUUUUUUUUCCUUAUUUAAUACAAAUCCAGACGAAGAGGCUCACAGAUAGAAGCAUGCCCACGUCCUCUCUCUGGAGUGCAUAGUUUCUACACAAUCCACCGCAAACAGUGGAAACGUGAUCACCAAAGUCAAUAAUCACUUUGUAACAUUUACCAUUAUUAAUCUUUAGGAACAAAGGUUGACAGAACAGGUGUGACAGAACAAAUACAAAGAAACCUACUCCUUUAUGGUCUUAUUGAUGAUUAUAUACUUUCUACGAUUAAAACCAGCCAAAAAUAA
Molecule: messenger RNA, 1344 nt
Organism: Boleophthalmus pectinirostris (great blue-spotted mudskipper)
Lineage: Eukaryota; Metazoa; Chordata; Actinopteri; Gobiiformes; Gobiidae
Gene: oip5
Product: opa interacting protein 5
Exons: 5
Coding region: 114-638 (174 amino acids)
Biological process (GO): chromosome segregation; CENP-A containing chromatin assembly
Cellular component (GO): chromatin; nucleus; chromosome, centromeric region
Source: RefSeq, a predicted model, not a curated record